Messenger RNA from Neodiprion virginianus, 5184 nucleotides. Its product is annotated as thyroid receptor-interacting protein 11-like. Gene Ontology annotation, molecular function: small GTPase binding. The transcript has 13 exons. The record is from RefSeq and is a predicted model, not a curated record. NCBI's taxonomy places the organism in Eukaryota, Metazoa, Arthropoda, Insecta, Hymenoptera, Diprionidae. Gene Ontology annotation, cellular component: Golgi apparatus. The coding region runs from base 218 to 4609 and encodes 1463 amino acids. Gene Ontology annotation, biological process: Golgi organization; endoplasmic reticulum to Golgi vesicle-mediated transport.
GAUCAGCAGGUUGUGUAUACAUACAAUAUUACGGAGUGUAUUUUGAUCUGUCAUACGAUUUUGGUAAACGUCAGGUGGACGCGAUACGUAAAAUAGGUCUACCGUAUAAAGAAUCGAACGAUGGGGUGCGAAGAGUAAACGUUUCGAGCUUCUCGCAGUGAAAUGAUAAUGCUAAAAUAUUCGUACGUUCAGUUCCUCAGUAGUGUCGACGUGUAAAAUGGCGUGGUUCGGCGACGGUCUGUCUAGCCUGUCGAAUUUGAAGGGCCAAAUAACGAGUUUCACCAAGGAGGUUCUGUCCGAAGGAAUCGUCGAGGAAAUAGACGAACGAAGCAAGGAGCUCAACGAAGCGAACGAGAAAUGUGUACAACUUCAAGAGCUGCUUAUUUCCAAGGAUGCAGAGAUUUCUCUUCUUCGUCGGCAAAACAGCGAGCUUCAAAAAGUGGUUCUGGAAUAUGACGCCCAGCAUUCGCAAACGGACGGGAACCACCAGAAUGACGACGGCUCGGCUUUCUUUUGGGACCCUCCGUCGGCCAAAAAUCGUGAUGCGAAAAAGGAUAAUCAAACGAGGCUCCUCCAGGAGCAACUCUCACAAGCCACCGUAAAAAUUCGCGAAUUGGAAGCGGAACUGAAAACUGUACGACGGGUGAACGCGCAAAGCUCGAAGGAAGACGUUCUCGAUUGUCACCAAAAAACGGAACUCCUGCGAGCGAAGCAAGACAUGAUAAACCGUAUCAUUCAAAUGGGUGAAAAGAAUCGCGAAGCGGAAAGAAAUAUGAAACGUCUUCAGUUGGACGAAGCUGUUCUGGUGAAUGAUUUUCGUGGCAUAAUGUCACAGCUGGGAUCAACGGAGCAGCUAGAUCUUAUUCGGGCAGCUCUGAAAUCUUUGGAAAUUGAAAACGAAAAGGAAAUACUGACGGGGCGCGAGGAGAAGUUUGACGUGAAUGAGAAAAUUAUGAAAUAUGACGAUGGCCAGUUUGAAUCGGUCUGCCUGAAGACCGAUAACGACAAUGGAACCGCUAAGAGGGAAGACAAACUUAACGGGGACACGUCAAACAAGGAAACCGAUCUCCUGAGGAGAAUCGCUCAGCUUGAAGAGGAAAACGUCGGCCUGAAUACCAGUAUCGUGGAACUGGACCAACAGCAUUCGGAAUCAAUUGAGAGACUGUUAUCGAUAAAAGAAGAAAUGCAGAACAAGCAUCAAACGCUUCAAAACGCCUACGAGCAGCUUUAUGCUGAAUACAACAACGCGCAGAGUAAACUCGAAACUGUAAAAUCCAAGCUGCAGUUUGCCGAGGCAAACAACAAUACGAUCGGUGCAGUUUCCUCCACAAACAUUCGGGAGGUCGAAGAAUUGUCGAGAAAAGUAAAAGAGAUACUGAGGAACGAGGAAAUCGAGGAACAAGAUGACAGAUCUAUCUUCGAGACUGUUGCCGAGAAAUACGUGGAAAGUAAAUGGAAGAAAGAUAUGCUAGAAAGAAGACUGACCGAGGUAAGUAGGGAGCUGAAAGACGUUGCUGAAAUGAAAGAAUCAGUGCAAUUGGAAUGCGACGACAUGCAGCUCAACAUCGAUUCGUUGCUUGCGGAAAUUGAACAUCUAAAGUCUAAUUUGCCAUCGAUUCCCGAGGCGAGCGAAGAGCGCGUUGCCUCCUUGGAGACCGAGACCGAGUCCUUGCAGGAAGAAAUCGAUCGUCUUCAAUCGCAAAACACAGCGACUAGACAACAGAAUUUCGACUUGGUAAUGGCCGUGCACAACAUCGAAGCGACCCUGCGGAACCAAGAGAAUCUGGAAGCCGAACUGAGGAACACGAAACAGCAGCUAGAAAUCGCCCAGCAACAAUUAUCCGGUGCUUCGAAAAACGUCGAAAACAAUGAGAACAUGCUCGAGGACUUGAGUCGCAGAUUACACAGCUCAUUAGACGAAAAUAACGAGCUUCGCGCGACGAUUGAUGAAAUGAAAAUGGCCCAAGGGAACUUGGAACAGCGACUGGAAGAUCAGAUUGAGUCGACAAAAAAAUUGGAAUCGGAACUUGAGAGCUUGCGGGAGGAUUUGAAACGUUCGGUUUCGAAUGAAAAGCGGUUGGAAGGUGAAGUGAAAACGCUGCAAGAUGCGAAAAGUCGAAUUCAGAGUGACCUCGAAACCGCAUUCCAGGAACGAGAGGAAUUGCAAACUUCGUUCGAUCCGCCUAACCAGGUGGCUGACCUGGAAUACGAUUUGUCAAAUAUGAGGAAAGAGUUGGACGUAGCGUUGAGUCAGGCGGAAAUCCAGCAGAGUGAAAUAGAAAAAUUGUCCCAGAGCAACGAGAGAUUGGUUAGAGAGAAUUCUUCGUUGCUCGAUCAGCUGGGUGCGACUCAGGACGAGUCACUGGACAAUAUAGAACUCCUGAACACGGAAAUGGUUCUUCUUGAGCAGAAAUAUAACGCAUUGGAGAAGGAAAUCGGUGUUAAAACGGCAGAACUUGCCGAGGCCUUGGAACAGCUUCAUGUCAACGAAGGAAAAUGCGUUCGGCUUGAAAACGAGUUGGCAACGUGCAAGCUAGUGACGGAAAAAUUACAAACUGAGAAUGGAAGGUGUAUUGACUUGGAAAAUGAAUCGAAAGUAUUGAAAGCAAAUCUAGAACAUUUUAAAAAUAUCGAAGGAAAAUUGAAAGAUAGCGAGGAUCGAUGUAGACAAUUGAAAAUUGAGCUAGAGUCUGUUAAGAGCGAAGCGGAAAAUUUAGUAACGGUUGAAAAAAAAUGUUGCGAACUCGAAGCCAAGUUGAACGACUUACGAAACGUAGAAGCAAAACUACAAUUAGCGGAAAGCAAAUGCAUUCAGCUAGAAACGGAAUUGAGAGAUAUUCGAUCGAAUCAGGUAGCUGGUGCUACGCUAGAAGAGGUGCAGAGAAUUAGUGAUGAGAUGAAAGAUGUUCGAGAAGCAUUAGCUGAAAAGACGCGUGAGAAUGAUGUUUUAAUUGCUGAAAACGCAAAGCAUUGCCGCACAGAGAAAUCUUUGGUGGAAAGUAAUCAAGAUUCGGCGGAGAUGGCCAGAGAAACUAUCAACGGCUUGACUCGGCUGGUCAGAGAGAAAGAUGCCGAGAUCCAGAAUUUGAGAUCAAGCGUGACCGGAAACCCCGUCGAUAAGCACGAGGAGCAAUUACUAGCUAUGAAAAAGGAGAGGGACGAGCUGGUGAAUCUUGUUCAAGUAAAACAUAACGAAAGCGUUCAAUACCAUCUUGAGAUACAAAGAUUGACGCAAUUGGUAAACGAGCAGCUGACGAAUAAUCAAAAACUGAAGGUGGAACACGACCGAGUUUCGGAAGCGGUGAAAGAAAAAGAAGCUGAACUUCUUUGGGCGCAAAACGAGCUUCAAGUCGUGCGUCAAAGACUGAAGAACUUCGAGGAGUCGAAUAAUUAUGGUGAAAACUGCGGGGUGGUCGAGCAUUCUGUCCAAUUAGCUCAAGCGGGGAUUCUUAACGAGAAGUGCAACGCGUUGGAGGCAGCUUUGGUCCAGGAGCAAUCUAGCAAUAGAAUUUUGCAAAAUCAGCUUGUAGAGAGUCAGAAAAAAGAGGCGGCUGCAGGAAAGGAAUUGGACCGAUUGAGAACUCACUUGAUGGAGAUCGAGGCGAGUUACACAGAAGAAGCUCUCUCAGCUGAACAGAAACAAAAGGAACUUGAAGUGAAAUUGAUGCAAGCCGAAGAACGGGUCAAGAAUAGUUCUACCGUUUACACUUCUGCGAGUAUCCGGGCUAAUCAACAAGUCGAAACGUUACAGCAACAAAUGGCUCUUAUUGUUCAACAGAGGGAUGAGAUACAAAAGAAACUAUCCAUAUCCGAAGACAAGGUUUUGGCGCACGCAGCUUCUCUCACCAAUUUGCAAAUUGUUUUGGAACAAUUUCAAAGCGACAAAGACAAAGACAUUCUAUCGGCAACAGAAAAAAUUCAGCAACAACUUGAGGAGUCUUAUGAAAGACAGGCGGAACUUUCUGACGAAAUUACCAAUCUCAAGGAUCAAUUGAUCGAAGCUAAAGAAUGCUUGCAAGCAGCGUCAAGACUGAGCGAACAACUGGAUAAAAAAACUGAGAGAAUCGAGGAACUGAAACGAGAAGUUGCUCGGUUAACAGAGCUAGUGAGUACCGCCGACGAUCGAAUACAAGGAGCAAAUAAAAGUGGCGAGGGAAAAGUAGACAGGGCUCUCUUGAAAAAUUUAAUACUCGGCUACGUGUCAUCAGCAACUGGCGACAAGUUAUCGGUACUCAGAGUAUUGGCUACCGUUUUAGAUUUCAACGAAUCGGACCGAGAGAAGAGCGGACUGAACAGCCCCGCGGCAAGCGGCAGCUGGUUUGCUGGGUUACUGCGAAGCGGAGGGGUUGCUCAAUCUAAAGAUCAAGAGGCAUCGUUAUCUGCGGCGUUCGUCAGGUUUUUGGAAAGUGAAUCCAAGCCAAAAGCUCAACUACCAGCUUUACCAAUAUCUACUACUCCGCCACCUCGCCCGGGUCACAGCAGACAACAUUCCUCUUCGUCUAAUCAAUCAACCCUACUCUUAUCGAAUAUCACAUUGCCGACAUUCCCAGAUUUCGUUCCUGCCAGGAAUACCGGCUCCAUUCUAAAGGAGGUUCUGAAGGACAGCUGAUAUUGAACUUGUUCUCACAAACUUGAUAUUAUUAUUUUUUACUCCUCAUUGCACAUGCUAGUAGAGAGAGGGAAUUGCGUUGUAAAGUUAUUUUUUUUUGUUCGAUAGUAGAAUCCAUUGGGACAAAAAUAACAAUACCGAUUUAUUUCAAACGUAUAAUUUGUCGAGAAUGCUAUGGGUACUGAGUUACGACUCGUAUGUAGAUAAUUGUCCUAAAGUUAAUUCAGGCGAUGCGUAGGUGAGGUAUGAAAAAUUGCUCAUGUACCGGAUAGAAAUUUCAAAUUUCAAAGUUAUCCAGCACUGACUGCACAUUCGUCUUCCUAACUAGAUUCAGUGCCCUUGUAUGAAUAUCUAUUAUUAUCGUUCUCACGUGAGCGGAGUUUGUAAAAGUUUGGGACAAUGAUUUGACAGUGAUUCGACAACAUACGUGAAAUGCGUCACACUAUCACUGUUCGAUGAAUUUGAUAAAUUACACGGAAUGCGAAAUGUAAUGAAGAAGCCGUCUUCUGAAUUCUGUAUCAUCAAUUUGUUGAAAUUUGUAUUAAAAUGUGUAUAAUAAAGAUUAUUUAACUGUA